Messenger RNA from Acromyrmex echinatior (Panamanian leafcutter ant), 3583 nucleotides. RefSeq names its product RNA-binding protein fusilli. Gene Ontology annotation, molecular function: RNA binding. Lineage: Eukaryota; Metazoa; Arthropoda; Insecta; Hymenoptera; Formicidae. The record is from RefSeq and is a predicted model, not a curated record.
CCUGAGCGAGCCAGGCGCUCCAGCCAACGAGAGAGAGGGGCCGCGUCGACGCGCAGUCGCCAGGUGAGGCAACUACGACGACGUGUUCGCCUCGUUACGCUCGGUCGGGGAACGCACGGUCAGUGCUGCACAGAACCUUGCGACUUUCGACGGCGCUCCGUCCGCGAGCGACCGAGGGGAAAGAACGAGAAAAAGAGAGACGGGGAGCAUCGAAGUAGCGUCCGCUGCCGCCGUCGAGAUCGAUUCUGCUCCGCGCGCUCCGUGAGCUCCGGUUUGCUUCUUUUUUUUUUUUUUAUUCUUUUUGGUUACUCCAGGUGUGCCGCCGUCAGAUCCAUAACCUCAAAUCGUCGCGAGAAAGAGAGAGAGAAAGAGAGAGAGAGAGAGAAAGAGAGAGAGAGAGAGAAAGAGAGAGAGAGAGAGAAAGAAAGAGGGAGAGUAUGUCGUGCGUGGCGAAUAAUCAGUGAGCGAUCAGUGAUAGGGACGCUCCGGCGUCGGGACGUCGCGCGAGUGCGUCAAAGAGCAGCGACAACGGAAGAGGGAGGAAGAGAGAGAAAUCAGACUUGGAAUAGGAAUCCAUUUUGGAGCCGCCAGGUGCGCUCCUACGGGAAUGAUGACGGGAACGAGGAUGGGAGGAACUGGGGGAGGAGGAGGAAAUAAUUCGCAAAAUAUCCUGGUCACCCUGUACGUGGCGACCGCCGGCCUCCAAGGAAACGCGCUCGGCUCCGACGAAGAGGAGAUCACGUUGCUCGUUUACGUGCUCAUCGAUGAACUGCAGAAUAAGGUACUGGGCAGGCAGCAAUACAUCGUGCGACCGAUGGUAAUGGAAGAGAAUUGCACGCCCGGGACUGGCAGCGACAACCCAGCGAUUGCCGGAAGUAGCGGGAUCAUUAGCGAGGCCGCGCUGGCACACGCACCAGCCUUGACCGAACGAAACCUCCGGGAGUACGGAAUUCCUCUACAGCAAGCUAUCGAAAAGUUUGAGACUUGGUGGAGCUCAAUGGCUGGCGUAACUUCCGGUCUUAAGCCACGGUUUGUUGUGGACGGUCAGGCAUCUAUGAGACAAUGCCUGCAUCCGGAGGCUUGCAAUAAGGAUAUCGAGCUACCGGAACAUUACAACUAUUUUCAUGAUCUUCGAAAGGACUUUGUAGAAUGUUAUUCGUCUCAUGGGGAGCUGUCGACCCUCGGAGUACAAGAAAUGUUGCAAUAUUUCGGAAUGCCAUCAGAUACUGACAAUGAUUUUCACGUCAAAGAAAUACAGGAUAUGGUCAACGUGAUACAGAGGAUGAUCAAGGACGGUCACAUCUUCAAAAAUCCAGAAGUAAUUAACAUUAUUCUAGAACCUGGUAUAUGCUCCAAGGAUGAGGAGGUGGACAAUGAUUGCGUAGUGAGAGCGCGCGGUCUCCCUUGGCAAUCUUCAGAUCAAGACAUUGCCAAGUUUUUUCGUGGGCUAAAUGUCGCAAAGGGUGGUGUAGCUCUUUGUUUAAGUCCUAUGGGAAGGCGUAACGGCGAGGCAUUGGUACGGUUUAUUAAUAAAGAACACAGAGAUAUGGCGCUGAAGAGGCAUAAACAUCACAUGGGUGCACGAUACAUAGAGGUUUACAAGGCCUCCGGAGAGGAUUUUAUUGGCGUUGCUGGUGGUACAAGCGGGGAGGCACACGCUUUUCUGUCACGCGGGGCUCAAGUCAUCGUUAGAAUGAGGGGCUUGCCCUACGAUUGUGUUGCUAAACAAGUGCUGGAAUUUUUUCAAUCUGGACAAAAACCAUGCCAAGUAUUGGAUGGUGAGGAUGGCGUGCUAUUUGUAAAGAAGCCAGACGGUAGAGCCACAGGUGACGCCUUCGUAUUAUUUGCGAAGGAAGAGGAUGCGGUGAAAGCCUUGAGCAAGCACAGAGACUGUAUUGGCAGCCGUUACAUAGAACUUUUUCGAAGUACAACCGCGGAAGUGCAACAGGUCCUAAAUAGGGCGACAGAUCCGAAACAAGUAAUACUACCACCACCGCCUAUCGCGCAACUUCCACCCUUACUUCCUCAACAUAUCAUAACGUCUGGUACGCGCAAAGAUUGUGUGAGACUUCGUGGUUUGCCGUACGAAGCACUCGUCGAACACAUUUUGGAAUUUAUGGGAGAACAUUCUAAAAAUAUCGUCUAUCAGGGUGUUCAUAUGGUAUACAAUGCUCAGGGUCAACCGUCUGGCGAGGCAUUUAUUCAAAUGGACAGCGAGGCAUCGGCAUACGCGUGCGCGACACAGCGACAUCAUCGAUACAUGAUCUAUGGCAAGAAGCAGCGAUACAUCGAAGUGUUUCAGUGCAGCGGCGACGACAUGAAUCUGGUAUUGACAGGUGCGGUAACACCGCCGUCGACCAAGGCACUACUAUCACCCGGUACGUUGACCACACAGUCCCCCGCGACCUUGACACAUCCGCCUGCGCCAACACCGGUGCCGGUACCGGUACCGGCCGCGCAGCCGCCGCCGCCUCCAUCACCCUUGUGGGACAUUCACGCUCUGGUACAGGCCCAAGCCGCUCAGGCCGUUCAGGCGCAGGCUCAGGUGGCACAAGCGCAGGCCGCCCAGGCGCAAGCUAUCAGGAAUCAAGAUCUAUGGUUGAUGGCUCUGGCAUCGAAUCCGUCUCCUACCUCGACUACCCAUUCACCCACUUCGGCAGUCGCCGCUGCCGGCCGCCGGCGCCCCCACCAGGCAAACACUCCGCUUCUUCAUGCCCCGCCGACAAGCCAGGCAGCAGCGGCGGCGGCCGCGGCGGCUGCGGCGGCUACGCCAUUUUUGCUCUUUAACGUUCCCCAUCAUUCCCGUAUUCCUAUUCUGCGGGCACCAGCGCCGCAUGGGCUGUUAACGCCUAUCAUGCCCACCGCGCCAACCUUGAAUCCGGCCGCGAUAAUGGGUCUGAAGCGAACGUGGGACGCUGCUUUCCCCGCUGACGCGACAGCGGGUACCGUUGCUGCAAAACGUACUUGGCAUACACCGGCAGCGGCGUUUCACGCGCCAGCUCCGACCGCGGCUCCGGGCUUGCCUUACCCAGCUCAGUUUUAUCCCCAGAUCUGAUGCGUUGCUGCAUCAAUCUCUAGCUUCGUUUUAUAGACUCUUCCUUGAGUUUCACGCGAUAAAAACGAAAACAUUUUCCUCGAUUUCUUCACUAAAGUAAGAAUUUGUUAUUCGCGUGGAAAUACGUAUGCUAUGCGGGAAUCGCCGUGUUACCGACAAUACGACUUACUUUUAACGGAUUUAUGUACAUUCUUAGCGAGUAAGCGUUGUAAUUAUUCGCGAUAGCUACGACAUUCCGUUUCAUAUUCCAAGUCUGGCAGAACGUCAUUUACAACGUUUGCCCAAUUGAUAAAAUGUACCUAACGUUUAGGUAUGCUUGGUACAAAUUCGGGCGUUACUUACACGACGGUACUUAACUCACAAGACGGUUUAUUUUUUUUAUCAUAAUGCAUUUAAGCAGCAAGUUUAAUCUUGGUAAGCAUGUUAAUUGUACUGAUAGUGGUAUAUAAAAUUCCAUUUAGCGUGCGUAUAUGUUCUUUUGUAAUCGCGUGUUCAUGAAGUACCUGUGGAAGAUCGCGCAGAAAAAAA